AUGGUGAAGUUAAGAGAUAAUAUUCAAAACUUUCAACGAGUGGAUAGUGAACCAAUUCAUGAGACAUGGUUGAGGUUUAGGAAGUUAUUGCUCCUAUGUCCAACUCAUUUACUCCCAAGUAAUGUGUUGUUACAAUAUUUCUACCGGAGCCUCGACUCAGUCAACAAAAGUUUGGAUGGCCAGCUUGCUCGAGGAGGAAUCACGCAACAAAUGUUUGAUAUAACAUCUACUCUUCUUGAUGAGAUGACAAAAAUCAAUCAUGCUUGGUACACUAGACAAGAUCAAGUGUCCCUGUUAAACUUUGGGAUGACAAAAGAGCAAGUGGAGAAGAACCAAGAGCUAGAUGAAAAUAUGGCCAAGAUGAUGUCCCAGAAGGAGUUAUUAACACAACAGGUCAUGGGGGGUAUUCAUGACAACAAAGAGGCACAAGGUGGAAGGAGCCGACGAAAUGCUGAAAGAAAUGAAGGCGACUUCUCAUCCUUGAAUAAUAAAGUAAACUCGCACUCAAAUUCUAUCAAGCAACUUGAAUAUCAAAUGAGUCAACUUUUAGUCAAAUUCGAAUCUAAGCCACAAGAGAAGUAUGCAGCUAAUAUGAUGAUGAAUUCAAAGGUUAAUCAUGAUAAAUUAUCGGUUGUCUUGACUUGGAGUGGGAAAUCAUUAGGAGGCAAUGUGAAAGUUAAUGGUGAGGCAACCACUAGUAAAAAAAGAGAUGAGGCCGUUGGUUUAGAGGAAUCUAACCAUGCACCGAAAAAUGACAUACCCAAAGAGGUUGAGGAAAGUCCGAAACAACUCACCACCGAGGACUUGAAAACAUCUCAUGUUGAGGUUGCGUCAUCUUCAAAGUUGAUUAAACCAUUGCCCAAAGUCAGUCCGCCAUUCCCUCAAAGACUCAAAAUGCAGGAUGAAAAUGCAAAGUUCCAAAAAUUUCUCUCUGUAUUUAAGACUAUGUCUAUCAAUCUUCCCUUAGUGGUAGCGUUGAUGGAAAUGCCAAGCUAUGCGAAGUUCAUGAAAGAGUUAAUCACCGAGAAAAGGAGUAUGGAUUUUGAAAUGGUGGAGCUGUCGCAUAGUUGUAGUCCCAUCAUGACAAGCAAUGUGAUUAUCAAGAAAGCCGACCUGGGGGCAUUUACUAUCCCUGUACUAUUGGGAUGCUUCAGUUUGCCAAACCUUUGUUUGACUUGA
Messenger RNA from Solanum stenotomum, 1179 nucleotides. RefSeq lists its product as uncharacterized. The transcript has 2 exons. The record is from RefSeq and is a predicted model, not a curated record. Lineage: Eukaryota; Viridiplantae; Streptophyta; Magnoliopsida; Solanales; Solanaceae. The coding region runs from base 1 to 1179 and encodes 392 amino acids.